AGCUUUUCAGCCUUGUCUAGCCACACCACCGCGCCCUGCCCUAGGGUAUUUUUCUCUCGCCAUCCCCCCGUUGACUUCCGAAGAGUUUGUCGCCUCUGCUUUUCGACCGUAUACCCACUCCAUCCCUCAAACCACUCCGAUUAUAGCGCCAUGUCUGUCGUUGGUGUAGAUCUGGGGACCCUCAACACCGUCAUUGCCGUCGCGCGCAAUCGCGGUGUCGAUGUCGUCACCAACGAGGUCUCCAACCGUUCCACGCCUUCUCUUGUUGGCUUCAGCCCCAAGUGCAGAUACCUUGGUGAGGCCGCCAAGACCCAGGAGGUCUCCAACCUCAAGAACACCGUCGGCUCUCUUUCGCGUCUCGCUGGUCGCAGCCUGAAGGACCCCGAUGUCGCCAUCGAGCAGGAGUACGUGUCGGCGCAACUCGUCGACAUGAACGGCCAGGUCGGCGCCGAGGUCAGCUACCUUGGUAAGAAGGAGCAGUUCACCGCGACUCAGCUCGUUGGCAUGUUCCUCACCAAGAUCAAGGCCACCGCUUCGGCCGAGCUGAAGCUGCCCGUCAACGACAUCGUCCUCAGCGUCCCUGCCUGGUACACCGAUGCGCAAAGGAGAAGUCUGAUUGACGCCGCUGAGAUUGCCGGCCUCAAGAUCCUUCGUCUCAUGAACGACACCACUGCUACUGCUUUGGGCUGGGGUAUCACGAAGCUUGACCUUCCCGCACCGGAGGAGAAGCCGAAGCGCGUUGCUUUCGUCGAUAUUGGCCACAGCAACUACACCUGCUCCAUCGUUGAAUUCAAGAAGGGUGAGCUUGCUGUCAAGGCAACCGCCUACGACCGCCACUUUGGUGGUCGCAACUUUGACAAGGCCCUUGUCGACCACUUCGCUGCCGAGUUCAAGGAGAAGUUCAAGAUUGACGUCAACGAGAACCCCAAGGCCAAGGUCCGCCUCGCGACUGCCUGCGAGAAGCUCAAGAAGGUUCUCUCCGCGAACGCUUCCGCGCCCCUCUCCAUCGAGUCCAUUAUGAACGAUGUCGACGUCCGCGGUUUCCUCAAGCGCGAGGAGCUUGAGCAGCUCGUCCAGCCCCUCCUGGACCGCGCCACCGUUCCCCUGGAGCAGGCCCUUGCCGAUGCCAAGCUCAAGGUCGAGGAUAUCGACCAGAUCGAGAUGGUCGGUGGCUGCACGCGUGUCCCUGCGCUGAAGGCCACCAUCCAGAACUUCUUUGGCAAGCAGCUCUCCUACACCCAGAACGCCGACGAGGCUAUCGCUCGUGGCUGUGCGUUCAGCUGCGCCAUUCUCUCUCCCGUCUUCCGUGUCCGUGACUUCUCCGUUCACGACAUUGUCAACUACCCCAUCGAGUUCACCUGGGAGAAGUCCCCUGACAUUCCUGACGAGGACACCAACCUCACCGUCUUCAACAGGGGCAAUGUUAUGCCUUCGACUAAGAUCCUUACUUUCUACCGCAAGCAGCCUUUCGAUCUGGAGGCGAAGUAUGCCAAGCCUGACAUGCUGCCUGGCAAGACCAACCCCUGGAUCGGCCGCUUCUCCGUUAAGGGCGUCAAGGCGGACGCCAAGGACGACUUCAUGAUCUGCAAGCUGAAGGCCCGUCUUAACCUGCACGGUGUCCUGAACGUUGAGCAGGGCUACUAUGUUGAGGACGUCGAGGUUGAGGAGCCCAUUCCCGAGAAGGAGGGCGAGAAGGAUGAGAACGCGAUGGAGGUCGAUGAGAAGGGCGAGCAGAAGCCCAAGAUGCGCAAGGUUAAGAAGCAGGUUCGCAAGGGUGACCUGCCCUUGUCGUCUGGCACUGCCUCGCUUGACGAGGCGGCCAGGGCCGCUGCCGCCGAGCGCGAGAACCAGAUGUACAUGGAGGACAAGCUCGUCGCCGACACCGACGAGAAGAAGAACGAGCUCGAGGCAUACAUCUACGAGAUGCGCGCCAAGAUCGAUGACAUCUUCGCCGACUUCGCCAGCGACGACGAGAAGACCAGGCUGAAGGAGAAGCUUGAGACCUCCGAGGACUGGCUCUACGAGGACGGCGAGGACGCCUCCAAGGCUGCGUACGUCGCCAAGUCGGACGAGAUCCGGGCGAUUGCCGGCCCCAUCGUCCAGCGCUACAAGGACAAGCAGCAGGAGGAGGCCGAGGCUAUCCAGAAGAAGAACGAGGAGGCGGCGGCGGCCAAGCGCGCCGAAGCCGAGGCCAAGAAGAAGGCCGAAGAGGAGUCCAAGGCCUCGGAGUCCAAGGACCAGGAGAUGACGGAUGCUGAAGCCAAGCCCGAGGAGGCGGCCGACAAGCAGGCUUAGAUGGGAAAGGGGAUAUAGAAAAGUUUAUUGCAAGGGCAACGAUUGAUGCAUGAAACGGCAUGAAGCAUUCUCAAGGACGUUUGGGAGGGCUUUGAUGAUAUAAAGACUUUUUUUUCUCUUUUUCUUCUUCCUUCCUCUUCCUUUAUAAACCCCCGUCUCGAAUUUUCUCAAAUCGACCUUGCUUGUUCCUCUUUUUUUCCACCUGCCGAUCGUCGUCGCUGUUGUUGUUUUCUGUGUUCGCAGCCUCAACUGCUUGCGCGCGCGCUGACUUCAAGAUCGACGGGUCGACGGGUCAUGAUAGAUCGAUCUAUAGAACUAUGGAUAUACCUGGCGAAGGCCUCGUUUCUGACCUUUUGGACCUUUUGCUGUGCGCUUGCAUGUGCUUGUAUGUGCUUGUAGUUGCUUUCGUCCGUGACUGAUCGCCUCUGUACCACGUCGAGUAAUCUCCGUCACCAUCCAGCGAGAUUUAAGAUCUUG
Aplosporella prunicola CBS 121167 is the source of this 2772-nucleotide messenger RNA. RefSeq lists its product as uncharacterized. Gene Ontology annotation, biological process: protein folding. Gene Ontology annotation, cellular component: cytosol; nucleus. Lineage: Eukaryota; Fungi; Ascomycota; Dothideomycetes; Botryosphaeriales; Aplosporellaceae. Bases 151 to 2295 code for a protein of 714 amino acids. The transcript has 5 exons. Gene Ontology annotation, molecular function: ATP binding; ATP-dependent protein folding chaperone. The record is from RefSeq and is a predicted model, not a curated record.